GUGCCAGUGCGUGUCCAUGCGUGUGGGGCCCUGGUGCACAUGCCGUGUGGUUGAGAUCAGAGAGGAGGUGGGAACGCCAUGGCCCCACGGUGGCUGCGGUCGCUGGGAGGCGAGGUUUCAUCUCUCUCCUGGAGAUUGAUUUCGCCUGGGGAAGACGCUCUAAUUCCUGUGACUCACUCGUUAGAGGAGUUCAAAGCAGCCAGGUGGCGGGAGGGUGUCUGGGGUUGCAGGUUUUAGAACGAUUCGCUCAUUCUGCUCUGAUUAUUAAUUUAUUCUUUAGGCCUUUCCCUCAGAGUUCUUAACCUUUUCUGUGCCAUGGAUCAAUCCCUCCUCAGAAUAUUGCUGCAAAUGCAUCGAAUGAAAUACAUAGGCUUAUGAAAGAAACCAGUGGUCUUGAGUGUAAUGAUCAAAUGUUGAAGGCACCACUCCGUGCUAUAGUACUACAUGGACCCAUUUGCGGCCAGAUCAGGGGGGUCUGAUGAUGGACUUCAGCUGGACGCCGUGGUGCAGUGUGGACAGGUCUGUGCCUUGGGCUGCUGGCAGGCUCCUGGGCACUGUGGCUUGUUGCCCAUGUUCAUUUUUCUGGAGAUACCAGCUACUUUAAUUUCCAAGUUAAAGAGGAUAAAAAUGUGUCUUUCGCCAUUCAGAUUAUGCAUCUUUGCUUUAACUGGAAUUUAUAAAUUAUUUAGGAGGUGGAAGCAACCUAUGAGCACACCCACCCCCAGACACACACAUGCAGUGUUUCCUAAACCUGCCUUUGCAUCAGAAACACCCGUGGAGCUCUUUAAAAAAAAUGCACCUCUUUUGUUCCCCCCCUUCCAUCCAGACCUCUGGAAUCACUUUGCCAGGAAAGACCUGGGUAUGAUUCCAGAAGUUCUUAGAGUGCCAGUGCUCCCAGAGCAUGCUGGAGUCCUGGGAGGCAGUGAUCUGUGUGCAGUCUCCUAAUGGGAAGAGUGUUCCUCCUUCCCUUAGCAAACCCCAGGUGUGGGGUGCCUCUCUUGUGGUGCAUUGUUUGGAUGUGUUAGAGCUGUUUUUCCUGGGUGAAGUUGGGGUGUUGGUGCUCCUCCCCCUGGUAAGUGUUAUGACCUUAGGCUGAGCUCUGAGCCCAGAAUGUGGUCCCUCCCUAUGGCCCCCAGCUGGCCUCUGGGGGCUCAAAUGAGGCUGAGAAGCUGCCUUGAAAGAGUUUUAGGGAGUGAAAGUGACUGCCUGGGACCCUGGGCUCCGGGUGUUUACCCAGAAAUUGUGCUAAUCCCUCUAAUUCCUGAGAUUUAUACAGCUCUCUGCUCUGUCUGCUGCUUUCCUCUCCUGGAGGGGGCGGGAUGGGCUGGCAGUGGCUGGUCUGUGGCACAGUGGGCACUGCCCAGGCACCCUCUCUGGGUCAGCUCCGCACAGGUGUUCAUGAAUCCCCUGGGGCCUACAUGGGCAUCUCUAUCCCUAGACCAGAAUGGGCAGUGGGAAUCUUAGUAAAUGUCCCUUUUCCACACACUCUGUUCACCUGGUCCCCUAGUGGCUGUGGCCUAGGACUCCAAGGUAGCAUUAUGGCUAGAGGACCUGAUCCUUUCAUUUGACUGCUCACCUCCUCCUCUGUCAGAAUGGAGAGAAUGGCAUCCGUUGUGACGGUACAACAGCACGGAGAUAUUAGGGUGAGGGAGCUAUAACAGCUGUUCCCCAAGAAAAACCUUUUCCUCCUCUUUUUUCCAAUUCCUUGUCCCAGUUUUCACAGUUCCUUCUUGAGCCUCUUUCUUACCUUGAUCCAUGACCCUAAAGUCUGAGGGUCUGACACUAAAGUCUGUGAGUCCCUGUUUCCCCAUCUGGGUUUGGGGAUACCUGCAGGGAGCUUCCCUGUCCCUCUCUGAGGGUGAGGUUAGCGUCUGGUACAUGUGCUGACAUUGUUGAUGCCUUGAGUCCUCUGCUGGUUUCUGUGCCACUGAGCCCUGUGCCCUUCAAAUGCCAGCCUGGUUCCCUGUGCCUAUAUUACCCCAUUGACAAGGGGGCUGACCACCUGCUCAUCUGUGCCUGGGGAACCAAGGGCUCGAGGUCUUGCCCCGGUGGAAGUCACUAUUGAGCAGGAGCCAGGGAGUGCAUAACAGGUUAUGGUCAGGCUGUGUGAGGGUCCCAAGAUGAUGGGAAGGGUUCAGACCCAGGGGAAGGAUGCCCGAUUCACUUGGGAGCAUGCAGGAGGAAUCUUUGCUAGUCUACCAACUCACAGCCUAACUCAAUGUGAGGCCUGAGGCUGAUUGUCAAUAAAGAAUUAGGGAAUAAAGACUUAGUGACUGAACGUACAUCUGCACGCUCCUCCCCCACUAGCCUCAGCAGACAGGUGCCACCUGCACUGCCGUGGUGCUUGCAAGAAGCUCUGGACAAAGCAUCAGCUUUUGCUCAGCCUGGCUGGUGGCUCCCAUCCACCAAUCCUGCCACCUGGGAUAUGGCACCAGGGCAGGGGUCAUACCAAAUACUGCUUCUGGGUCCUCCUGGAUUCCUGGAACACCUGACGAGCUCAACAGGCUGCCCCCCAGGGCUAUGAGCGACUGAGAUGGAGACGUCCGCCUCGGCCCCUGCCACGGAGAAGAAGGACGCCAAGAGCGGGAUCCUGGAGGGCCCGGCUUUCCCCGACCCGGGCAGAAAGGCCUCGGCCCUCGCGGUGGCCACGGCGGCGGCGGCCGCGGCUGUCGCUGCCCAAGGAGUGCCGCAGCACCUUCUGCCACCGUUCCAUGCUCCCUUGCCGCUUGACAUGCGACACCAGGAGGGAAGGUACCAUUACGAGCCUCACUCUGUCCAUGGCGUGCACGGGCCUCCUGCCCUGAGCAGCAGCCCUGUCAUCUCUGACAUCUCAUUGAUCCGGCUUUCCCCACACCCCGCCGGCCCUGGGGAGUCUCCCUUCAACGCCCCCCACCCGUACGUGAGCCCCCACAUGGAGCAUUACCUCCGUGCCAUGCACAGCAGCCCCACGCUCCCCACAAUCUCGGCAGCCAGGGGCCUCAGUCCCGCUGAGGUGGCCCACGAGCACCUUAAGGAGAGGGGACUAUUUGGUCUCCCCACGCCAGGAACCAACCCCUCAGACUAUUACCACCAGAUGACCCUCAUGGCGGGCCACCCUGCACCCUACGGGGACCUGCUGAUGCAGAGUGGGGGUGCUGCUGGCACACCCCAUCUCCACGACUACCUCAAUCCAGUGGAUGUGUCGCGCUUCUCCAGCCCAAGGGUGACACCCCGCCUGAGCCGCAAGCGGGCACUGUCCAUCUCGCCGCUCUCAGAUGCCAGCCUGGACCUGCAGCGGAUGAUACGGACCUCGCCCAACUCGCUGGUGGCUUACAUCAACAACUCGCGGAGCAGCUCGGCAGCCAGUGGCUCGUACGGACACCUGUCAGCAGGCACCCUCAGCCCAGCCUUCACUUUCCCCCACCCCAUCAAUCCCGUGGCCUACCAGCAGAUCCUGAGCCAGCAGCGGGGCCUGGGCUCUGCCUUUGGACACACGCCACCCCUGAUCCAGCCCUCACCCACCUUCCUGGCCCAGCAGCCCAUGGCCCUCGCCUCCAUCAAUGCCACACCCACCCAGCUUGGCAGCAGCAACUGUUUGGGUGACAGCAACCACCAGAAUAAGCAGAGCAGCGAGUCAGCCGUGAGCAGCACCGUCAACCCCAUCGUCAUUCACAAGCGCAGCAAGGUCAAGACUGAGGUCGAGGGCCUGCGGCCAGCCUCCCCCUUGACCCUGACACAGGAGCAGCUGGCUGACCUCAAGGAGGACCUAGACAGGGAAGACUGCAAGCAGGAGGCUGAGGUGGUCAUCUAUGAGACCAACUGCCACUGGGAAGACUGCAGCAAAGAAUACGACACCCAGGAGCAGCUGGUGCAUCACAUCAACAACGAGCACAUCCACGGGGAGAAGAAGGAGUUCGUGUGCCGCUGGCAGGCCUGCACGCGGGAGCAGAAGCCCUUCAAGGCGCAGUACAUGCUGGUGGUGCACAUGCGCCGGCACACAGGCGAGAAACCCCACAAGUGCACGUUCGAGGGCUGUUCGAAGGCCUACUCUCGCCUGGAGAACCUGAAGACGCACCUGCGCUCCCACACCGGGGAGAAGCCAUACGUGUGUGAGCACGAGGGCUGCAACAAGGCCUUCUCCAACGCUUCUGACCGCGCCAAGCACCAGAACCGCACCCACUCCAACGAGAAACCCUACAUUUGCAAGAUCCCAGGCUGCACCAAGCGAUACACAGACCCCAGCUCUCUCCGGAAGCACGUGAAAACCGUACAUGGCCCAGAUGCUCACGUCACCAAGAAGCAGCGAAAUGACAUGCACCUCCGUGCCCCCCUGCUCAAGGAGAACGGGGACAAUGAGGCCAGUGCUGAGCCUGGUGGCCGGGGCUCUGAGGAGAGCACGGAAGCCAGCAGCACUAGCCAGGCCGUGGAGGACUGUCUUCAUGUCAAAGCCAUCAAGACCGAGAGCUCCGGGCUCUGUCAGUCCAGCCCCGGGGCCCAGUCGUCCUGCAGCAGUGAGCCCUCUCCUCUGGGCAGUGCCCCCAACAAUGACAGUGGCGUGGAGAUGCCGGGGACGGGGCCCGGGAGCCUGGGAGACCUGACAGCUCUGGAUGACCCGCCCUCAGGGCCCGAUGCCUCAGCCCUGGCUGCCCCCUCCGCUGGGGGCCUGCAGCUGCGCAAACACAUGACUGCCAUGCACCGAUUCGAGCAGCUCAAGAAGGAGAAGCUCAAGUCACUCAAGGAUUCCUGCUCGUGGGCCGGGCCAGCUCCACACACCCGGAACACCAAGCUGCCUCCCCUGCCGGGAAGUGGCCCCAUCCUGGAAAACUUCAGCAGCAGCGCGGGCAGCGGGCCUGCGGGCCUGCUGCCCAACCCGCGGCUGUCGGAGCUGUCCACCAGCGAAGUCACCCUGCUGAGCCACCUGCAAGAGCGCCGGGACAGCUCCACCAGCACGGUCAGCUCGGCCUACACCGUGAGCCGCCGCUCCUCCGGCAUCUCUCCGUAUUUCUCCAGUCGCCGCUCCAGCGAGGCAUCGCCCCUGGGCGCCGGCCGCCCGCACCACGCCAGCUCCGCGGACUCCUACGAUCCCAUCUCCACGGACGCGUCGCGGCGCUCCAGCGAGGCCAGCCAGUGCAGCGGAGGCGGCGCGGGGCUGCUGCACCUCACCCCCGCCCAGCAGUACAGCCUGCGAGCCAAGUACGCCGCGGCCACGGGCGGCCCGCCCCCCACUCCGCUGCCCGGCCUGGAGCGCAUGAGCCUGCGGACCCGGCUGGCGCUGCUGGACACGCCCGAGCGCGCGCUGCCCCCGGCCUGUCCACGCCCGCUGGGGCCGCGGCGGGGCAGCGACGGGCCGACCUACGGGGCGGUGGGCCCCGCACCUGCCUUCCCCCACGAGGCGCCGGGCGGGGGGGCGCGGCGGGCCAGCGACCCAGUGAGGCGGCCUGACACCCUGGCGCCCCCGCGGGUGCAGCGCUUCCACAGCGCCCACAACGUGAACCCCGCCCCGCUUCUGUCCUGCGCGGAACGCCGAGGCUUCCACCUGCAAAGCCAUCGGAGCUCAGACGGCAGCCUGGCCCGCAGCGCCUACUCGCCGCGGCCGCCCAGCAUCAGCGAGAAUGUGGUGAUGGAGGCCAUGGCCACAGGGGCAGACAGCACGGGGCCGGAGGUUGGCCUUGGGCUGCCAGACGACGACCUCGUGCUGCCGGAUGACGUGGUGCAGUACAUCAAGGCGCAUGCCAGCGGCGCUCUGGAUGACAGCACCCCACAGGUAUAUCCCCCGGAAAGCACCUGCUUCUCUGAUAACCCCAAACUGCCCAACUCUGGGCUACAGAGCCAGCGCAGGAUGGUGGCUGCGGACUCCAAUGUGGGUCCCUCUGCCCCAGUGCUGGGAGGCUGCCAGAUGGGCUACGCAGCUCCCUCCAACCUGAACAAAAACAGCAUGCCCGUGCAGUGGAAUGAGGUGAGCUCCGGCACCAUGGACACCCUGGCCAGUCAGGUGAAGCCUCCGCCCUUUCCACAGGGCAACCUGGCUGUGGUGCAGCAGAAGCCAGCCUUCAGCCAGUACUCAGGCUAUAGUGCCCAAGGCCUGCAGCCAAGCCCCGGAGGCCUGGACAGUACUCAGCCACACCUUCAGCCCUGCAGUGGAGGGCCCUCUGUGUCCAGGGUAAAUUAUAUGCAGCAGCUUCGGCAGCAAGGGGCAGGUGGCCAGUGUCCCAGCAUGACCACCACUGGGAGCCCCCACACCAGCUAUGGCCAGGCCCAUCCCCAGCUGAGCCCCAGUACCAUGGGUGGAGCCUUGAACCAGUUCUCCCCAUCCUGCAGCAAUGUGGCAGCCAAGCCAGGCCACCUGGGGCUCCCUCAGCAAAUGGAAGUUGCUCCUGACCCCACCAUGAUACGCAGUGGCCACAGGGAACUUGGCGUCCCCAAUUCCACCCUGGCUGGGAUGCCCCCACCUCAACCAGCCCCUAGCUACCCACAACAGAGCCAUCACCUGGUCACCCCCAUGAGCCAGGAGGGCUACCGCCAGGGCCCCAGCCUUCUGCCUUCCCACCAGCCUGGCUUCAUGGAGCCCCAGCAGGGCACAAUGGGACACGCCGGAUCAAACUUUGGCUUAGUGCAACCCCGGCCACCCCCUGAGCCCAACCCUGCUAGCCGCCACCGUGGGGUGCGUGCCGGGCAGCAGCUGGCCUAUACCAGGGCCACUGGCCAUGCCAUGGCUGCUGUGUCAGCCAACCAGGAGAUGGUUACAGAAUCUGUGCCCAAGGGAGCUCUGGGCACCAUGGUGUCCCUGCCUCCUCAGCCGCCCCCACAUGACGCGAACGGGAACCAGGAUCACAGCAUGCUCUACUACUACGGCCAGAUCCACAUGUAUGAGCAGAAUGGAGGCCUGGAGAACCACGUCGGCUGCCAGGUCAUGCAGCCCCAGCCACCACAGCCACAGGCCUGCCCAGACAGCCUCCAGCCCCAACCCCUGCCCUCACCAGGGGUGAACCAGGUGUCUAGCACAGUAGACUCCCAGCUACUGGAGACUCCCCAGAUUGAUUUUGAUGCCAUCAUGGAUGAUGGGGAUCACUCCAGCCUACUCUCAGGCGCCCUGAGCCCCAGCCUCCUCCACAGCCUCUCCCAGAACUCCUCCCGCCUCACCACCCCCCGGAACUCUCUGACUCUGCCCACUAUCCCCACGGGCAUCAGCAACAUGGCCGUUGGGGACAUGAGCUCCAUGCUCACCAGCCUGGCCGAGGAGAGCAAGUUCUUGAACAUGAUGAGCUAAGGCCCCGGCCCCUGACACUCAUCGGACCACAGGAACCAGCACCUCGUCGAGCAUGGGGCUUUCGUCUGUUUCCUCUUUUUCCAAAAAAAGUAUUAAAUAGGUCUGAGGGAAUUUUGCCAAUGUCUGGUUCAGACCACAGAUGCUUUAAGGAUAGGUUGAUGUGCCUCCUGUCUGUUCUUCUUUUGGAUUAUUUUUUGGAACACCGCGAAAAGUCUCAACUGUAAAGGCGAGGCAGAAAUGAAAAACUCGUUUACACAGUAUUUCCCAACCUUUGGUGUUUAUAGGACCACUCUGUUCUGGCUUCUUUGCCUCUGUCAUUUGGCUAAUGAGGGAUUACACUGGCCAAGAGCUUUCCAAGUACACAAGGAAAUAGGGUAGAGGAACCACACUUGGGUUAGAAUCUGAAAGCCAUACUGGAUAUUCUAAUCUAGGAAAAGAAGUGUCUCGUUCCGUUACCUGCAAGGUAAAGGAAUUUCUGUCCCACCAGAAUUCUAUGAAGCUCAGUUCUUGAGGUCUUAACAUUCCUUGCCAUGGAAGGAAAAAAAAAAAUUAGAUCUUUACCUGGAUGGUUUGGAAGCACAUCCUGAUUCCAGGUUUGGUAGAGCUGGCAUCUCUACCCUGCAAAGACAAGUUUGCAACUGGCAGACUGUUCAAGUGUAUAUGAAUGAAGAAGGUAUGAAAGAAUCGCCAGAAAGAGGAAAGACAAAAUUGUAAAGCUUGGGACAAGCCCAGAAGCUGCCCUGGCCUCUCCAGACCGUGUUUACAGUGUUUAUGCAUGUAGAAUGUAGCCCUUCCUGAAAGAACACUUAUUUCUAAAUACCUCGGGGCUGCCAGAGCUGCUUUGGGUUAGGGAUGAACCAAGGUGAGCCGAACAUAGGAUACGGGCUUGAGAAAGUAAGAGUAUACCCAGGGCCCGGGCUCAGGCUGUCCUGGAGGGCUCCCUGUAGGAAGAGAAGUCGCAUGUUUACCCAAUCCUGUUUCUCCAAUGCACUAUCAGCCCACUUUACCAUGGAAACCCCAGGACUGGAUGGCAGGCCCUGCCCAGAUUUCUCUAGGCCAUGCUGCCCCCUCACUGCAGUCCAGCGGUUUUGCCAAGCUACAACACGCAGUCGGAUGUCUUCUGGAUCCCCUUCCCUCUGUCCUCCUUGUUCAUUUCACAGAGAACAAUAUACCCAUGGUGUUUGGAUGGGGGUGGGAAGGUGAAGGAGUUGAUAGUUGGGACUCUGAGGGAGCAUCACUGAAUUUUCCUGUUCCAUGUGACCAAGGCCCAUCCAGAGAUGGAAUUUCAAGCUGACAUCAAAAGACGUCAUUCCUGAACAUACUGUCGGGUGAACUGGUGCAGCCUCCCCACCACACGUACAUACACGCACACAUACCCCACAUUGAAUCUGAGGCAUCCCUGCCCAAGCCAACUGCACCACUGUGAGCUGGAUUCUGUGACCCUGGCUUCAACUAGGACAGGGCCCUGUGCAUCUAGAACAUUGAUCACUUUGUUAGGGUCCUAAGAUAAGGCCAACUCCAGGUAACCACCCCCAGAUGCCUGGGUCCGGGCUCCGUGGUGGUGCGUAUUCACCCCCGAGCUAGGAUUUCCUAGCCAUUCCCACACCUGUAUAUAAUCUUUGCAGAAGACAUCAUCCCCGAAAAUACUGUAGGUGAAUCAUCCAGUCAAAUUUAUAUCUUCAAAACAUUUUUAGCUUUUUCUACAUGCUAUGAGUUGAGAUGACAUGCUCAACUUGUAAAUAAGUCUUUUUGUACAUUAAAAAAGUAAUUUUUUCAUAAUUUAUUUUGUCUAUCUGCUUCUUCUUUGACAGUAGUUAAUGAGAACCCAGGCUGUAAAUUUGGUGCAUUUGAAAGGAAAUUAGGCAGUAUUUUUUCC
Talpa occidentalis (Iberian mole) is the source of this 9122-nucleotide messenger RNA. It is a transcript of the gene GLI2, whose product is annotated as GLI family zinc finger 2. Gene Ontology annotation, cellular component: nucleus. Gene Ontology annotation, biological process: regulation of transcription by RNA polymerase II; smoothened signaling pathway. Gene Ontology annotation, molecular function: RNA polymerase II cis-regulatory region sequence-specific DNA binding; DNA-binding transcription factor activity, RNA polymerase II-specific. NCBI's taxonomy places the organism in Eukaryota, Metazoa, Chordata, Mammalia, Eulipotyphla, Talpidae. The record is from RefSeq and is a predicted model, not a curated record. The transcript has 14 exons. The coding region runs from base 2534 to 7246 and encodes 1570 amino acids.